AUGGCCAGCCUCAGCCAAAACUCGUCUCCUCCGCCUCUGCUGCAGGUCGACACCCGAGCUCGCACGCUCAGCUCCGCAGAUACUAUCGCGUCGGCGUCGUCGAAUCCCUUCCUCACACCCACCAUCGCCACGAGCCGGACGGCUAGUAUCAGCGACGACGAGCUGUCCGCAUCUCUGCGCCCGGAUCCCGGCACCGAAGACGACUUCCGCGUGCAAAACAACCCGUUUGCCUUUUCGCCGGGCCAGCUGAACAAGCUCCUGGAUCCAAAGUCCCUGGCCGCCUUCCGAGCCCUCGGUGGUCUGCGCGGCAUCGCCAAGGGCUUGCAGACAGACACGGCCAGCGGUCUCAAUGUCGACGAGACCUCGGUGCCCUACGCCAUCUCCUUUGACGAGGCCGUCCGUCCAUCGGCGCUCGGCGGCGUCUGCGGCGGCAAGUCAGCUCCCAACCCGAGCCACGCGUCCGAGUCCUUCGCAGACCGCAUACGCGUCUUCAAACGCAAUGUCCUGCCGCCAAGGAAGCCCACGCCCCUGUGGAGGCUCAUGUGGAACGCGUACAACGACAAGGUCCUCAUCGUGCUGACCGUGGCCGCCGUCAUCUCCCUCGCGCUGGGCUUGUACGAAACAUUCGGCAUGUCCAAGCCCGAGGGCCCCGGUGCUCCGCCGCCGGUAAAUUGGGUGGAAGGCGUGGCCAUUUGCGUUGCCGUCGUCGUCGUCACGGCCGUUGCGUCUCUGAAUGACUGGCAGAAGGAAAAGGCGUUUGUCAAGCUGAAUAUCAAGAAGGAAGACCGCGACAUCAAGGUCGUCCGCUCGGGAACAUCGUUCAUGAUCAACGUCCACGACAUUCUCGUCGGGGACGUGCUGCACCUGGAGCCGGGAGACUUGGUUCCCGUCGACGGCAUCUUCAUCGACGGGCACGGCGUCAAGUGCGAUGAGUCCUCUGCGACUGGAGAAUCUGACGCCUUGAAGAAGACGGGCGGCGACCACGUCAUGAGGGCCUUGGAAGCCGGCCUCGACCCGAGGAAGUUGGAUCCCUUUAUCGUCUCUGGCGCAAAGGUCCUUGAAGGCAUGGGCACCUUCGUGUGUACUUCUGUGGGCGUCAACUCCUCCUACGGAAAGAUCAUGAUGUCGGUCCGCACCGAGGCCGAGGACACGCCCCUUCAGAAGAAGCUCCAAGGCCUCGCCCUGGCCAUUGCCAAGCUCGGCACCGCCGCCGCCGCCCUUCUCUUCUGCAUCCUGCUCGUCCGCUUCCUCGUCGGCCUUCCCCACGACGGCCGAACCUCUGCCGCAAAGGCCUCUGCGUUCAUGGACAUCCUCGUGGGCGCCAUCACCAUCAUUGUGGUGGCCGUGCCCGAGGGCCUGCCUCUGGCCGUGACACUGGCGCUUGCGUUUGCGACGACGAGACUUCUCAGGGAGAACAACCUGGUGCGCAUGCUGCGUGCGUGCGAGACCAUGGGCAACGCCACGACGAUUUGUUCUGACAAGACGGGGACUUUGACGACCAACAAGAUGGCCGUCGUGGCCGGUACUUUCGGCACGAGCAGCGUCUCCAGAUUCGAGGCGGAAUCCAUCUCCCAAUGGGCUUCUCGGCUUCCCUCCGACACCAAGUCGUUGCUCACGCAGUCGGUUGCCGUCAACUCGACUGCCUUUGAGUGCCAGGAAGACGGCAUGCCCGCCUUCAUCGGGCCCAAGACCGAGACCGCUCUCCUCCAGCUCGCCAGGGACCAUCUCGGUCUGCAGUGCCUCGCCGAGACGCGCGCCAACGAGUCCGUCGUGCACAUGUACCCCUUUGACUCUGGCAAGAAGUGCAUGGGCUCCGUGAUUCGUCUCCAGGACGGUUCCGGAUAUCGCCUCCUGGUGAAGGGCGCCUCGGAGAUCCUGCUCGGAUACUGCUCUGCCAUUGCCGACGCGCAAUCCCUCGCGGAGGACGACCUCACGCCCGCCAGACGACGCCAACUCCUGUCCACGAUUGAGGAGUACGCAGGCAGAUCCCUCCGGACCAUCGGCCUCGUCUACAAGGACUACGAAUCGUGGCCCCCCACACACGCCGAGGUGGCAGACGGCCAGGCACAAUUCGCCUCCCUCCUCCGAGAUCUCGUCCUCCUCGGCGUCGUCGGGAUCCAGGACCCCGUCCGUCCGGGCGUGCCCGAGGCCGUGCGCAAAGCCCAGCACGCAGGCGUCGCGGUGCGCAUGGUGACGGGCGACAACGUCGUCACGGCGAGGGCCAUUGCCGCCGAGUGUGGCAUCUACGCCGAGGGCGGCCUCGUCAUGGAGGGCCCCGACUUUCGAAGGCUCAGCGACGCCGACAUGAGGGCCGUGCUGCCCAGGCUGCAGGUCCUCGCGCGGUCGUCGCCCGAAGACAAGCGCAUCCUCGUCACCAAGCUCAAGGAGCUCGGCGAGACGGUGGCCGUGACGGGCGAUGGGACCAACGACGCGCCGGCCCUCAAGGCAGCCGACGUGGGCUUCUCCAUGGGCAUCUCGGGCACCGAGGUUGCCAAGGAGGCGUCGGCCAUUGUCCUCAUGGACGACAACUUUGCCUCCAUUGUCACGGCCCUCAAAUGGGGACGGGCCGUCAACGACGCCGUCCAGAAGUUCCUCCAGUUCCAAAUCACCGUCAACAUCACGGCCGUCCUCCUCGCCUUCACCACCGCCGUCUACGACCCGGACAUGAAGCCCGUCCUCAAAGCCGUCCAACUGCUCUGGGUCAACCUCAUCAUGGACACGUUCGCCGCCCUGGCCCUGGCCACGGAUCCCCCGACCGACAAGAUCCUCAACCGCCCGCCCCAGGGCAAAAAGGCCCCUCUCAUCACCACAAAUAUGUGGAAAAUGAUCAUCGGCCAGUCCGUGUUCCAGCUCACCGCCACCUUCACGCUCUACUUCGCCGGCGGCACCAUCCUCAGGUACAACCUCGACGACCCCCGAAUGCGGCUCCAGCUCGACACCCUCAUCUUCAACACGUUUGUGUGGAUGCAAAUCUUCAACGAGUUCAACAACCGCCGCCUCGACAACAGAUUCAACAUCCUCGAGGGCAUCCACCGCAACCGCUUCUUCAUCGCCAUCAACCUGCUCAUGGUCGGCCUGCAGGUGGCCAUUAUCUUUGUCGGCGGCGCCCCCUUCGCCAUCAGCCCCGGCGGCCUGAGCCGCGAGCAGUGGGCCAUUUCCCUCGUCGUGGCGUCGGCCUGCCUCCCGUGGGCUGUCGCCGUGCGCUUGUUCCCGGACGAGUUGUUUGGCGCGGGCGCCCGCGUCGUCGGGGGCCCCUUUGUCGCCGUGGCGGCGGGCCUGGGCCGGCUGCGCACCGCGUUGGCGAGGACGAGGACGAGGUCCAGGUCGAGGUCCAGGUCGGGGGGCAGCGAGGAGCAUCGCGCGCUGGGCGGCGCCGCGCGGCCGCCUGCUAUCGAGGUGACUGGUGUCGUGGAGAAGGGUCAGGGUCACUCGCCGUCGUGA
This is a messenger RNA of Metarhizium album ARSEF 1941, 3441 nucleotides long. Its product is annotated as plasma membrane calcium-transporting ATPase 2. Gene Ontology annotation, molecular function: ATP binding; ATP hydrolysis activity; P-type calcium transporter activity. Gene Ontology annotation, biological process: calcium ion transmembrane transport; intracellular calcium ion homeostasis. NCBI's taxonomy places the organism in Eukaryota, Fungi, Ascomycota, Sordariomycetes, Hypocreales, Clavicipitaceae. The record is from RefSeq and is a predicted model, not a curated record. The coding region runs from base 1 to 3441 and encodes 1146 amino acids. Gene Ontology annotation, cellular component: membrane; intracellular membrane-bounded organelle. The transcript is spliced from 5 exons.